UUUGCAGAAUUCAAAGAGGCAUUCUCUCUAUUUGACAAGGAUGGGGAUGGUACGAUCACCACAAAAGAGUUGGGUACGGUGAUGCGAUCUCUUGGACAGAAUCCAACAGAAGCAGAACUUCAGGAUAUGAUCAACGAGGUUGAUGCUGAUGGUGAGUGCAUUAUUAGAAAAUGAGUGCAUGUCCAGGCAUUUUCCUUCAUAAUAAAACAGUGCUAUCCAGUGGAUUCCUUGGGAUAAGAAUUAGGGAAACGAGUUUUAUCAUCUAGUGGGUCAUGGUUUAUCUUGUAGAUAGCAUCACAAGGCAUUAUUGGAGUCAGAUAAAAGUGAAUCACUACACCUAAUUGCAAUAAGGUUGUCAUAGAAAAAAGCAAAAAGCCAAAUAGGAAUUAAUUAGCAGUAAAUUAUCAUUGCUUGCAACAUUCACAACACACACGCUUAUAGCUGAAUAUUAAUCACGUAAUAUGAAAGCCAAAUCAUUUGCAUCAGUUUCUUGGUGUCAUUCUAAUGCAAUUCGAGGCUGAUUCAUCUAGCGGAUUUCAAAGGUACUCUAAUUACAAACGUACAUUGGAUAACUACUGAAGAAAAAAUGGCUCCAUUUUUUUUCAAUAAAUAUAGCCUGGGGUAAAUUCCAGGAACGCGAUGCGUCUCUUCGUUUAAUGCUAAAUAGAAAAGCCAGUCUGUAUAUGGUUUGUAGUGUACGACACUAUCAGAUCACAAUUUUCAAGCAACAAAUCAGGGGUGUAGGCAGGACUUUCCAUCGCGGAGAGGGUGAGGCGUUCCUCCGCCAGUUCCUCUCCCGCGCCACAAACCAAGCCUCGUUUGUCAGGACCCUUUUGUUACACACAUCAGUGUUUCAUGUGCGGAAUCUUACAGCGCGGAAUUACAGAAUUAUUUCUUGUUAUUGUGAAUGACUUCUUAAGUAAUUGUUAAAUUAUUAAAAUACGCAAAUGUAAAUCACAUGUCUAAUUAAUUCCAAUUUGGUUUUCUGCUUUUUGCUUUUUGCUUUUUUCUAUGACAACGUUAUCGCAAUUAGGUGUAUCCAGUGAAUAAGCAUUUAGGAAACCAAUAUUGGAUUAUCCACUGGAUAAAGAUUUAAGGAGUGGAUAGUGUUAUCCAUCUGGGACCCACUUGAUAAUAUUCUGAAGUAAUAGAUGUCCCUACCUGUUUCUCAGCCAGGUUUUUGCAACCCUAAAAUACAUUGUUUACACAAGUUACAUGUUGGAACUGACUUCUUCUUGUAUUAGGCAAUGGCACAAUUGACUUUCCAGAGUUUCUGACCAUGAUGGCACGUAAAAUGAAAGACACAGAUUCUGAAGAGGAAAUCAAGGAAGCUUUCCGUGUGUUUGACAAGGACGGUAAUGGCUUCAUCAGCGCUGCUGAGUUGCGACAUGUUAUGACUAACCUGGGUGAGAAACUUACAGAUGAAGAAGUAGAUGAGAUGAUCAGAGAAGCUGAUGUUGAUGGUGAUGGACAAGUCAAUUAUGAGGGUAAGACUAUUUCCAUAAUUGGAGAACAACUGUGA
Porites evermanni is the source of this 1522-nucleotide messenger RNA. NCBI's taxonomy places the organism in Eukaryota, Metazoa, Cnidaria, Anthozoa, Scleractinia, Poritidae. The record is from the annotation of a GenBank genome assembly.